AUACUGACACUUAUUAUAAUCUUCCUUCAUUUUUUCCAUAGUUUUGCUCUCUUUGUUUCAGUUUCUCUUUCCUAGGGUUAGGGUUUUCUCAGUCUUAUUCUUUACUUCCAACGAAAAGCUUUGUUUAUUUUCAUCAAUGGCGCAACAGGAGGUCCUGAACGGAGGAGCGGAGAAGGCAGUGGCGGUGAAGUUCACGGCGAUGAAGCCACAGCUGAUGGUGGAAGCACCAAAGGCAGUUGAUGCAGUGCAGUUCUACAAGACCGCGUUUGGCGCUGUUGAGGAUGGCCGUACUCUUUACCCCAAGCGGAAGGCUGAGCAGGAGCUCCCUCACAUCCUCUCCGCUCAGCUUGAGCUCGCCGGCUCUACCAUACUCGUAUCUGACAUCGCUGAUGACUCUGCUCCGGUGAAAAGUGAGGGAACUGGAUGUGUGCUCUGCCUCGAGACUGAGGACGUGGAAGCUGCUAUAGCCAAGGCCGUGAGCGCUGGAGCCGUUGCGGAGGGCGAGAUAACUGAGGGCGACGGCGCGUGCUGUGGUGGACGCGUGAGCAAGGUCAAGGAUCCCUAUGGAUACGUUUGGCUCAUCUGCUCUCCCGCCAAGAAAUGCACUGACGUUGAAGCUUAGAUGCCGUAUGCUCUUUGAUCUACUUUUGUUGAACUCUGUGCUUUUAAUAUCUUUGUUAUGGGUGGGACUUAUCAGAAAAAGUAAAAGGUUUCUCGCCGGUAGGAUUAGGUGAUCAAUAGUGUUAGGCUUUGGUAUUGAACAUUUUGAUACUGCUCAUCAUGAACUUAUUUAAAAAAAAAAAACUUUGUGAUAUCUAUAAACCUAACGCUGUCGGUAGCAGUUAAUUGAAUUUUAUUACCCUUUUUAUUUAUGUAUGUCUCUGUACCCUGUGAAUUGAGAGGAGAGCAGGUUUCUGUUACGUUGAGUUAACGAAUAAUAAGUUUGAAGGGUAGGAAUGACUUUUCAUCAACAUUUGAUAUGGAUAUGGUAUGUGUGGGUUUCGCAAUUGUGGUUUUAUCGUUGGUGCCUGGGUCAACGAUAUUAAUAUAAUACUAUUAUCAACAUUGGUAUUAGUUAUGCGUGUAUAUCUUAGUUCUUAAUGGCUUUGUAAUGUUUUAUUUGACAUUAAAGUAAGCAACAAUGCAAGCGUGAUUAUUUUGGAGGAAUAAUAAAUUGUUUGGAGACUUGGACGAAUGAAAAAGUCAUUGGGUUGUGAAUAAAGGUUGAAACUUCCCUUUGACGCAUAAUUAUGGUUGCUAACAGGAUGUGGGCACGCGUCCAUAUGGUAUAUGUCUGGCCUUACCUUCCAUUUAUCUGUGUCCGUUGAUUUUUAGAAAUCUUUAAGGUGGUGGCGGGGUCAUUUGAGAUGGUCCCAACGAGGAUGGAGGACGGGGGCAUCUGUUGUUUGGAGGUUGGAUGGAAUGAGCGGGGUUCACGUGAUUAUUUCCUUGUAGAAAUGUAAUGUUGUUGCAUUUUGAUUGAUGCCUCCAGCUUACUUUAAAUUUGAGGUCUCAGAAAUUGUUUUAGCCAAAUUAUGAGUUACGAUUGUCUUUUCUAUUUUACUUACGGAUUGUGGUCGUUGUCAUGUGCAUGUUAACUUCUAGCCAUUUAAUAGCUUAAUUACCGAGGACGCAAGGCCAUAAAACAAAUGCAGAAAGAGAAAAAGGGGGCUACCUAGGACUAGGAGGGGUCUAAAAUAUUACUCACCCAACUCUAGGCUUUGGUUUCUUUGGAUUAUUAUUAUAGUCUCUGUCUUCUUUUUACUUUUUUAUUAUUUGAAUAAUUUUGACUUACAAUCAUGCAGAGUUUUACCUUUAUCUGCUGCCAACCCUCUAUUGUUAUUUUUCCCCUCUCUUUUCUUCUUGUUUUUUAUAAAUCUCCUUUUGUUGUUAACUUAAGUUGUUAAUGCUUGUGACAUGGGAUGAACUGGUUUCUCAAUGCUGUGGGCUUGUGUCACUUGGGUCUUGAAUGAUGGAUGGUACUCACUGGAAAGAGACAGUGAAUUCGGUAUGCUUAGAAUUGCUACCAGAAAGAAAGAAAGGUAGAGUUGAUAAUGGAUCACAAUUCCCACAAAUAAAAAAGAGGGAAAAACAGCCCAUGAUGAAAACCGGUCAUGUAUUUUUUGGGCCCAAAAAAAAAAAAACAAGGAACAAG
Molecule: messenger RNA, 2155 nt
Organism: Durio zibethinus
Lineage: Eukaryota; Viridiplantae; Streptophyta; Magnoliopsida; Malvales; Malvaceae
Source: RefSeq, a predicted model, not a curated record